This is a messenger RNA of Notodromas monacha, 838 nucleotides long. NCBI's taxonomy places the organism in Eukaryota, Metazoa, Arthropoda, Ostracoda, Podocopida, Cyprididae. The record is from the annotation of a GenBank genome assembly.
GCUAUUCAUUCGUGCUUCCAUUAGAUGUUACGAUAAGUGGAUAUGUGCGCUUUGUCGGCCAUAAUGUCGUCAGUUGUCGGUGCGCGUCUCAUGUCGCGACAGUGAGUGAAUCGAGGUCAUGCCGCCACCUCCACCGCCGCCACCGGGUCCGCCGCCUCCGCCCAUGCCAGGUGGUGGGCUGCGGAUGCCAGUUCCGAAAUCAGGAGGUGACGAUAGAAAUGCUCUCCUGUCUUCUAUCCGUUCCGGCGCGGCGCUGAAAAAAACUGUCACCAAUGACCGCAGUGCCCCGAUAUUAACCGGGAUAAAGGCCGAUAAACCUGGUUCGUCCAGUUCCUUGGCUCCCGGGCCAAAGCGGAGCGUUGGUGCUGCUCCAGGUCCUUCGGGAAUGCCGGACCUCGGAAGCCUUUUCGCCGGAGGAAUGCCUAAAUUGCGGCCCACGGGGGCAACGAGUACAGGACCUUCGCGAAUCGUCAACAAAGUAGCGAAUGGGAAGAUUGCGUCUGCACCCGAGCCGAAGCCAGUGAUGAAUCGUGCCCCUACUCCCCCGAGCAGUGUGCCUUCGGUUGCUUCUGUAUCGCUGCAAAGCACCGGAAUCAAGUCGUUCUUGCAUGCUAAUCAAAUUGCGCAGCGUGGUCCGCCACCGGCGCCACCGCCACAAAGCGCCAAGCCUGCUCUAACUACCCAGCCGCGACAUUCUUCGCUCCGAAAACGUCGUCGCUCGGCUAAAUAUUUGCGCUUGCUCGAAAGCUCGGGUUCCUCGAGGAAUAAGUUGGCACUGGCGAUGAAUCGGGUGUUUGUGCUUCGGGACGGGAAAACAGUCGAUGAGGGAAGUUCUUGA